Messenger RNA from Paraglomus occultum, 741 nucleotides. The record is from the annotation of a GenBank genome assembly. Lineage: Eukaryota; Fungi; Glomeromycota; Glomeromycetes; Paraglomerales; Paraglomeraceae.
AUGAAUCAUUUAAUGUAUGAUAAUAUUUUAUUCACGGUCGCCUUAUUUGCAGUUGUGGCUGUCAUACUAGCUAUAGCCAUACAACAACUGUACAAAAAGAAGAGUGCAUACAAUACUUAUCUAUUCUUAGGUUUAUCGGGUUCGGGGAAGACUGCAUUAUAUGCAAAAUUACGAUAUGACCAAGCAGUUGAGACGCAUACAUCGAUGAAAGAAAAUGAAGCUUACGUCAGACUGUUUAUUACGCUAAUUGACGAAACGGAACCGCUACUCAAGACACCGGUUCAUAUAGUCGAUAUACCAGGUCAUGAAAAGCUGAGAUUCAAAUUUACUGAAUUCAUUCCAAUUGCCCGAGGUGUUGUAUUUUUGAUAGACAGCGCUACAAUUGGGAGAAGCGUCAGGCCGGUUGCCGAAUAUCUUUACGAUAUUUUGGCAAAUAAACACGUGAUAAAAAGAAAGAUCCCGGUAUUGAUCGCUUGUAACAAGAAGGAUCUCUUAACAUCAUUGCCUCAUGAGAAGAUUCAGGUGUUACUCGAGGAUGAAAUUGAUCAAUUACGAAUUACACGUACGGCAUCAUUAGAUCAUAGGGAUUCUGGAGACGAAAUAGAGUUCCUUGGUUACGAAAACGAGAAAUUCAAAUUUGAACAUUUAGUAAAUAAAGUAGAGAUUGUAGGCUGCUCUGUUGAUAAGGAUGAAUUUAAUAACAUCAAAGAAUGGAUUACAGAUGUCGAAUCUGGAUAUUAG